This is a messenger RNA of Oncorhynchus mykiss (rainbow trout), 2256 nucleotides long. The record is from RefSeq and is a predicted model, not a curated record. Lineage: Eukaryota; Metazoa; Chordata; Actinopteri; Salmoniformes; Salmonidae.
CUCCAUCUAGUCACAACCGUUUCACAACGGUACCAAGUUUGGCAUUUAUUAACACCAUGGAACUGAAACAUAUGACUAAUUUAACAGCACAGCAUCAGGUACUUACACCAGGCAGUAUUUAAUUCGCAUUGGAGACGGGACUUGGUUGAUAGAUGUAUCUAGGUAACGCUAAUUAGCUGCUAACAAUGGCUAACUGUAUGGGUUUUCACACUCAAAUAGCCUCCAUCUUGGAGGUGCUAGCGAAUGCAGCAGUGGCAGAGAUCUGUAAACUCGUAGACGACGACUAUGCGGUGUUUCGUUUAGAAAUAACUCAAAGCCAGAAAGAAAACAGGGCAUUGCGGAGGAAACUACUAGAACUGAAGGUGUCACGGGAGCGCGCAGAGAGGACAAUACGAGAGCGCGUUCUCGCCAGUCGUCCCAGUAGUGUCAAGAUCCUUGACCGAUACAGAGGAAUGGCAAGAGGUGAAGGACAUCUCACUGGAGGCCACAGGAGCAUUGUGAAGCCAUUGGGACACGAUACAUGGAAAGAUGAACAACCAAUCACUGUUGAUGAGGAGAGUAAAACCUCAACCCAGAAUGUUAUUGUGAUAGAGAGGGAGGCUCGUUCGGCUAGUGUUAGUUUAUGCGCAGAUCAAAUACACCGCUGGAACACCGAUUUUAAGUCUACAGAUGCAGAGGCUGCAGGUCCUGAGGUCAAGCAGGAGAGGUCUGAAGGAGAGGAGAACCCGCGGCACAGCAGAGACAUCCAGACUGGAGCAACUGUAGCAACCCAUGUAGCCACGGAGGACCCCACCACCACCCCAGCACAACCCAGGACUCGAUGCAGCAUCAUGGAGGAGGAGGGUCCAGAGGUGCUGCUGGUGAAGGAGGAGGGUUGUGAGGAGGGUCUGGGGAACCCUGAGGGGACCAUGGUCAUAGAGGACAACGAGACUACACCGCUUCCUGAACCCACAGAGGAACCAGCUGAGCAGCACAGGACCACACACAGUCUCACUGAGUCAGUAGACAUGGAAGAUGGGAAGCUGGAUCUGCUGCUGGUCAAAGAGGAGACAAUAGAAGAUGAACCAGAGAGCAUUGAUCUGCUGAGUGGACUAAAGAUGGGGGAGCAAGGUAGUUGGCUGGACGCUAACAGAGGAGACUGGGUGGCCAUCUUGGACUCCCAGAUCCAGAUGGGUGCAGCCAAGUGCCCAGGGGACAUCACCACCGAGCAGGCCAGGACCAAAGGCGACUUAGUGGAGGCCAGGGGAUGGGACAGCAUCCUCAACUCUGGGCUGGGGAACAACACUGUUAACCACAACCAGAAACAGACAAUUGAAUGCAAAACAACCAAACUUAGUCUCCAAGACAACAGACUGGCGGAGACCAGAGCGAGGCGUCGAUUUGGUCUACGGGGAUGGGGAGGUGUUGGUAUGCGGUGGGAGAGAUCAGACACAGACCCGGCUAGCGAUGGUCCAUCCUGCUCCUAUAGUUGUGAUUCAGAGAGACUGAUGGGGCCUCAGGUUAACUCCCUAACAGGUGCUGCCUUCAGCCUGCCUUCUAUAGGAUCUAUCAACUGGAACAUGGACCCUGCGACAACACAGACACUCCCUGGCCUUCGGCCUCACACUCUCCUAAUGUUAAACCAGACCUCAGACAAUGCCAGUGCCUCAACACUAAAUGGCUACACAAGCCCAUUGACAAAUGAGAGUAGCAGAGACGGAAUCAGCAAAGGUGGCAGGGCCAAAGAGAAGCGCUUCCCGUGUUCGUUCUGUGGGAAAGCCUUCAGUUUCCCCAAACAGGUGGAGAUCCACCAGAGGAUGCACACGGGGGAGAAACCGUUUAGCUGCCACCUGUGCCGGGCCAGUUUCUCAGACUCGUCAAACCUGAAGAGGCACCAGAGGGUCCACACAGGGGAGAAACCCUACAGCUGCCCCCAGUGUGAGAAGAGGUUCUCCCACCAGCACCAACUAAAAAUGCACCUGAAGGUCCACACGGGAGAGAGGCCGUUUGCCUGUACGCACUGUGGGAAGAGGUUCUCAGAGAGGAGCUACCUCAGGAUACACCAGAAGAAAAUGCACAUGGCCUAUGUAUAGAGGUGACGUAAUGUAGUACUAGUUUGUUUGUAGUCAAUUCUGUUGUUUUUGGAUUUAGUUGGGAACUGGAUGAGGUGAACUGAGGAAAGAAUGAGAAUGAUGAUACAGUGGCUUGUGAAAGUAUUCACCCCUUGGCAUUUUUACUAUUUUGUUGCCUUACAACCUGGGAUUAAAAAUGAUUUGG